This is a messenger RNA of Gastrolobium bilobum, 525 nucleotides long. RefSeq names its product B3 domain-containing protein At2g33720-like. Gene Ontology annotation, molecular function: DNA binding. The transcript has a single exon. Bases 16 to 525 code for a protein of 169 amino acids. The record is from RefSeq and is a predicted model, not a curated record. NCBI's taxonomy places the organism in Eukaryota, Viridiplantae, Streptophyta, Magnoliopsida, Fabales, Fabaceae.
CUACUUAAUUCCAACAUGAACAACCCUGCAGAUAAAAGGGAGCAGUGUCAGAAGAAGAGAAAAUCUACAAGCUGGGAAGCCUCUUCCUCUUCAAGGAGAAGAUUCUGCAGCAACAAAAGUGAAGUCUCCACCAUACUGAAGCUUUACGAUGACCCGUGGACGAUCAAGAAGACACUUACUGUCAGUGAUCUUGGAAUCUUGAGCAGACUCUUGUUGGGUUCAUAUUUGGUCAAAAAGCAGAUUUUGCCUAUGUUGGAUGUUGAUCAUGCAAGAGCCGCGGAAACUGAGCAAGGAACCCCAGUUAGAGUUCGGGACAUAGACACCAAUUCCAUGCACCCACUCGUUCUGAAGCGAUGGUCUUCAUCUAAGAGCUAUGUUCUCAUUGGAAAGUGGAAACAAGAUUUUGUAAGAAGAAGAGAGCUCAUGAAAGGGGAUGAGAUUGGAUUCCAAUGGGACCCAUAUAAUUGCAUUUUCAAUUUCUGUAUUCUUAAACGGGCUAUGCGGGUAACUCAAUCAAAGUGUUAG